AUGGACUACUCCAACCAGUACUAUUCACCGCAGAAGAUGCCCCAACUGCAGCAGCAACAGCACCAGCACCAGUCGCAGGCAAUCACCGUACAUAAUACCCAGCCAGGACAGAACAGACGAGGUCCUUGGUCACCAGAGGAGGACCGGAAGUUGAUGGAGCUCAUCUCAAUCUUCGGCCCUUCUAAUUGGGUAAGGAUCUCUAAUACAUUGAACACCAGAACUCCCAAACAAUGCAGGGAAAGGUACCACCAAAACUUGAAACCCUCACUAAACAGAACCCCCAUUACUAAUGAAGAAGGUGAACUAAUCGAGAAAUUGGUAGCGAAGUAUGGGAAGAAGUGGGCUGAGAUAGCGAGACACCUCAACGGCAGAAGUGACAAUGCCAUAAAGAACUGGUGGAACGGCGGUGCCAACAGGCGCAGACGGGCCAGCACGCAGGUCGGUAUCAUGGAUGAGGGCUCCUCAGGAAGCACCAGUGGAAGUGGGAAAGUAUCGCCAGAUCCCGCCGUGGCUUCGGCUGGGGCUGGCUCAGUGUCAAGCAUCUUACAUGAUCAUAAACCACUCCCUUCGGUUCCGACCUCUUCCACGGCUUCGUCGCUCAACUCCGUAUCCGUACUCCCCACACCUUCGUCGCUUUCCCAGCCGCAGUCGUCCCAGUCGUCCCAGCACUCCAUUAACUCUGUGUCCUCGCAGACCUCGUUCUCCCUCCCACCGCCCUUGCCUCAGAAGCAACACUCCACGGUAUCCACCUCGUCUGCGUCAUCGUCGACCACGAUCCCCUCGCAGUACCCGCAGGUGCCCCAUUUGCCGCAGAUAUCGUUCAACACGUCAAUGUUCGGCGGAUCGCAGGGUGAUCUCUCCAAGGAGAAGUUGGAGUCUAUGACCCCACCCCACCCGCCUUCUGGCUCGAUGAGACCCAGCAACUUGAGACUGGCUAGCUUUGAUAUACAUCUGAACAACUUGCCUCACUUGCAGAACAUAUUGCCCUCGAUAAUGAACCCACAGCAGCUGGCACACGGCCAGCACACCCCAUCGCAUCAGCUGCAGCAACAACAUACUGACCAUCCUCCAGUUAUGCUCCCGUCCAAGAGACGUUUGAUCGACGAGUCUCAGAUGAGCACUGCUAGAAGACACUCCACGGCAAAUACUAUCUAUUCGCUCCCACAUUCCACCAACCACUACACGAACUCGAACCCGAACUUGACCCAGUGUGUCCCACUCUCGUCAACAAACUCAGGGUCGAACUCAAACUCCACUGGAAAUGUGUCCCCAUACUACGGUUCUCCACUUUUAUUGGGACACCAGGCAUCAAGACACAAUUCGCUCUCCCACUUCGAAUUUUCUAGUCUUGCAUCUGGAAACAACAGUUCAUCGACCUCCAGAAGGUCUUCCAUUGCCCCGGACUUCUUCCCAAACCCUCUUUCAAACAACAAUAGUACUAAUAACAAUAACACUGUCAACGGCAGCAAUAAUAGCAUAGCGACACCUAAUCUGCACAAAAGAAAUACUUCCCAAAACUCAUUUAAUUCCCCAUCCAUCAGCACUACCAACCGGUUCUCCGUUUCAGGUCCUUCUUCAAUGUCAAAGUUGACACCUAUAAGCAACGGAAACCAGAGCAAACCACUCCCUCCUAUUCAGGACCAGAGCAUGUCACCCACUGGGGUAAGAUUGCCUGGAAUCAGCACUUUCUCUGAUAACUCCGAGAAGAAAAUCGAAGAGGAUAAAGCCAAGGUCACCAAGAUCUCGGUGCUGAACUUAAUCGAUUAA
This is a messenger RNA of Dujonia railenensis, 1767 nucleotides long. The record is from the annotation of a GenBank genome assembly. Lineage: Eukaryota; Fungi; Ascomycota; Pichiomycetes; Serinales; Debaryomycetaceae.